AUGUUAUCAACAUCAUUUGACACUCACACAGCAGCCGCCAAAGAAAUGACAUCGACAAAGCGCUCAUCAUUAAUAUCACCAUCAACGACGAAACCAACUACAAUAUUGUUCACAACUAAGACCUCCACAAACAUGAAAGAGACAACGUUGCCAAGCCAAAAUACUGUCUUAUCCAGUCCAACAUCAAAUAUCUUCUUGGAAUACAAAACAGUGCUUGUUGUUGUUGGACUUUGCAUUGUGGAGUUGACGUUAAUUAUUGUCGGAGUACUAGCAGUAGUAAAACACAAACGUCGAAGAACAUACAACACAGCUUUAAGACAAACGGAUAGGAACGAUGGUCGUUUGCAUACGAGACAAAAUAGUUACAAGUCAGCCAAUGUAUAUGACGAAAUAGAAUUACACGGAAAUGACGAACUAAUCGAUGAUAAGAACCCUUAUGAAGAACUUCCAGAAGGUGAAUACGACAAAAUAUUUCAACCACGCCCUCAUGUAAAUAAGGGCGAUUUACAGGAAUAG
Magallana angulata is the source of this 516-nucleotide messenger RNA. RefSeq lists its product as uncharacterized. The coding region runs from base 1 to 516 and encodes 171 amino acids. The transcript has 5 exons. The record is from RefSeq and is a predicted model, not a curated record. NCBI's taxonomy places the organism in Eukaryota, Metazoa, Mollusca, Bivalvia, Ostreida, Ostreidae.